Messenger RNA from Schistosoma guineensis, 987 nucleotides. Lineage: Eukaryota; Metazoa; Platyhelminthes; Trematoda; Strigeidida; Schistosomatidae. The record is from the annotation of a GenBank genome assembly.
AUGGCGUGGACCAUGAAUCGAAUAAAUUCAGCCGUAAAUAACAACUAUAGUCGUUACUUGAUACAUUGCAAACGUUAUUUAAAAGAAGUCUUAAGUUCAGGAGUACUGGGUGCUGAAGCAGCCUCACUUGAUAUAGUUGAACUUAUACCUGGAGAUAAGUAUGCUAAAAUUGAUGUCAACUGUAAACUACCAGUAUAUGAUGGCUCCAACAAACCUUCAAUAAAGCAAACACCCACCGCAUUGGCAUUUCAUAUUCAGCAGUAUAUGAAUAGUGGAAGUAGUGAAUUAAGAUCACUUUUGCAUAAGGGUUAUCCAAAGAUGAAGAUUCCUGUUUUUCAGUUUUUUAUAACUGAACAGACCUGUAUAGUAAAUGCUCCUUCAAUUGAUUCAGAACAUUUACAGUCAUCCAACGAUGUAGUAUGUACUGCUAUUCCAGCGUCUAUCAAACCUAAUAAUGUUUAUGGAUUGGAACGUGAUAAACUUGUUAAAAUAAUUAAUUCAAGAUUGAAAGCGAUAAGGAAGAAAUCUCAUACUUUAGAGCCAAGAAAUUUAAUAUCUGAUAAUUAUGAGGAGAUAAAUAUCACUCCUGAAUCCAUUAAACAAGAUCACACUUCCAUCAGUGCAUGGGCAAAAUAUUGGAAGGAGAGUCAAGAUUGGCGAGCUAUAGCUAAACGCGAUAGAAGACUUCGUCAUCAAAGUACAGGAUUAGAAUUUUUAACACAUAAUCAAAACAAGAGUAGUGACGCAGAAAAUUGACAUUUGACUAAACAUUGUGUGAAUAAUACUUAUUGAAAUCUAUUUCUUCGUAUUGUUGUGCUUCUUUCAAUAGAAAAAGGUUAAUAUUCUCUUUGUUUUAAACAUGGGAUAUGUCGGGUGUUACUAAUAGAUUACUUCUAACAGUAUUCGAAAUCACCUUGUUCACGAUCAUAUUACAUCGGUACCUAGCUUCUUAAUUAAUCAUCUCGUGUACUGAACAUUCAAAAAAUC